AUGUCGAUCAUCCAAGCCGACACCGACCGCCGACUUUCACCCGAUCUUUCCCACUCCGCUCGGGAUGCGGAACACGGCGGCAAUUCACGUGGCUUCCGCUUCGGGUGA
Penicillium oxalicum is the source of this 108-nucleotide messenger RNA. RefSeq lists its product as uncharacterized. The record is from RefSeq and is a predicted model, not a curated record. Lineage: Eukaryota; Fungi; Ascomycota; Eurotiomycetes; Eurotiales; Aspergillaceae. The transcript has a single exon. The coding region runs from base 1 to 108 and encodes 35 amino acids.